Messenger RNA from Salmo salar (Atlantic salmon), 2583 nucleotides. Lineage: Eukaryota; Metazoa; Chordata; Actinopteri; Salmoniformes; Salmonidae. The record is from RefSeq and is a predicted model, not a curated record.
GCAUAAUUAUGUCCCCCUGCCGAUCUCGAAUCGAUUUGUCGCUGCUAGUCGGUUAUCAACAAUUACAUUUGAAUUGUGACGUCUGCAUUUGAAAUCACGACUGGUACAAAUGAAAUUAUUGAAUUCCAGUUAGACUAGUUCAACUGCUGGACUGGGAGAUACAUUUUACGUCUACCUAGAUUCAUUCAUUUCUGCCGGGGUGUGUCUUUGUCUAUACAGUUAUUGGUCUUUGUGAGUGAUAACUAAAAUGGCUGAGCAGGGAGUUCUCCUGGACCAGGACCAGUUCUGCUGCUCUAUCUGUCUGGAUUUACUGAAGGAGCCGGUCACUAUCAACUGUGGACACAGUUACUGUAGCAAUUGUAUUGAGGACUGCUGGGAUAAGGAUGAUCCAAAGGGCGUCUACAAUUGUCCCCAGUGCAGACAGACUUUCUCUCCUAGGCCUGCUCUGAUGAAGAAUAGCCUGCUAGCCAUGGUGGUUGGGAACAUGAAGAAGAUAGGACUCCAGCCUACUCCUCCUGCUAUGUGCUUUGCUGGACCUGGAGAUGUGGAAUGUGAUUUCUGCAAUGGAAGAAAGCAGAAAGCUCUCAAGUCAUGUCUGGUGUGUCUAGCCUCUUACUGCGAGACUCAUCUCCAGCCUCAUUAUAAUAUAGCUCCAUUGAUGAAGCACAAGCUGAUCAAAGCCACCACACAAUUGCAGGACAAUAUCUGCUCUCAUCAUGACAAACUGCUGGAGAUUUUCUGCCGGACCGAUCAGCAGUGUAUCUGUUAUCUGUGUACCAUGGAUGAACAUAAAGGCCAUGAUACAGUCUCAAUCACAGCUGAAAAGAUGGAGAAACAGAAGCAGAUAGGGCUGAGUCAGCAGAAGGUCAAGCAGAGAGUCCAGGAGAGGGAGAAGGAGUUGAAGGAAGUGCAAAAGGCUGUGGAGUCUCUCAGUCGCUCUGCACAGGCAGCAGUGGAGGAAAGUGAGAGGAUCUUCACAGAAUUUAUUGACUCCGUUGAGCGAAGGCGCUCUGAGAUGAAGGAGCUGAUCAUAGCCCAGGAGUAUACGGCUGUGAGUCAAGCUGAAGACCUCAUGGAGCGUUUGGAGCAGGAGAUCGCUGAGCUGAAGAUGAGAGGGGUUGAGCUGGAGAAGCUCGCACACACAGAGGAUCACAUCCAUUUCCUGGAGGUAGCUACACUGAGGGACCAUCCGUCUGUUAUUGCAAAAGGAACUCGUUAUUCUGGGGUGGGUUUCCCAAAGCCUUUGAAACUAUCUACAGUAAGUUAUCAGUCUCUCGCCAGUCCCAGUGUAUUUACAGAUUUACCCACCAUCGCUGUCCGUCCUCUUCCGUACUUUGAGGAUGUGAGUGAGGCUGUGUCUAACCUGAGAGAGAAACUAGAGGGCAUCUUGAAGAGAGAAUGGUGCAGAAUUUCCACCAGAGUGAAUCUAGUAGAUGUUCUACACCCUCCCGAACCCAAGACCAGAGCCGACUUCUUACAAUAUUCCUGUCGGCUCACCCUUGACCCGCACACAUUAUACAGACAACUCUUUCUGUCUGAGCUAAACAGAAAGGUGAAACUGAAGCGCAAAGGCUACUCCUACCCCAGCCGUCCAGACAGAUUCACUCAGUUGUGUCAGGUGCUGUGCAGGGAAGGUCUGUCUGGGCGCUGUUACUGGGAGGUGGAGUGGAGUGGGUGGAAGAUUUAUGCAGGCGUCUCAUAUAAAGACAUCAGCCGAUCAGGGCCUGUGGACGAUUGUCAAUUCGGACACAAUGACAAGUCCUGGAGUUUAGAGUGCUGUAGUAAUGGUUACUUUUACCGACAUAAUAAUGUCAAGACUGAAGUGGCACGCCCUCAGUCCUCCAGAGUAGGAGUGUAUCUUGAUCACCAGGCGGGCACUCUGUCCUUCUACAGUGUUUCGGACAAAAUGACCCUCCUGCACAGAGUCCAGACUAAAUUCACUCAGCCCCUCUAUCCUGGGUUUUGGCUUCAUUGUUUUAAGACCACUGCUGAGCUAUGUGAGCUAGAGUAGUGGCCCCUGUCAUAGUGAUGCUUUACCAUCCCCUACUACUCCGAAUUGUUUAUCAGAGAUAAACAUUUCCUUUUAUGAAUCUGAGGAUUGACUUUCACAGAGUGAGCUCUCUAGUCUAGAUAGAAUUUGAGGUUAUUUUCCCCAAAAUCUUAGGCAUAAAGUUCAUCUAAUGUAAUGUUCUCGCUUAGGAAUAAAGUUAAUCUAAUGUUCUCCCUAGCCAGAUAAUCCAUAUCUCUGGUGAGAUUUUACCUCUGAAAGCAGCAUGUAGUAGGGCAGGAAAUACAUUGUUUUCAGAAUGAUCUCUCAACUUGUCCUGGCUGUGUGUUACGUAUUCUAUGUCAGAGAUGUUGGCAAUUUUUAUGUAGGCUACUGUUUACACAUUGUUUUUUUUUCCUGCAUAUCGUAUUUCUUUUUGUCCUACAACUCUCAAAUACAUCAUGCUACAGGUCCCCUGCAGGUCCAUAUUGUAUCAAUUAUCUUUUAAUCAACUGAGCCUAUAUUUACAGUGUUCACUUAAUAUUGACAAUGCUAAACCAAAUGCAAACUGAUAAAUAAACAGCGUAUUUGUUGAA